Molecule: messenger RNA, 225 nt
Organism: Podospora pseudocomata
Lineage: Eukaryota; Fungi; Ascomycota; Sordariomycetes; Sordariales; Podosporaceae
Exons: 2
Coding region: 1-225 (74 amino acids)
Source: RefSeq, a predicted model, not a curated record
AUGGGCACCAAAAAAGCCACUUUGGCUAGGGAAGUCAAGAAGGCUAGGAUGGUGUUUAGAGUGACGCCCAGAUACAUCUCCUCGGAGGAUUCUGAGUCUCUUUACCUACCGAUAAGACACAGCAUUCCGCCCAGCUGGGCCAGUAUUUCCGGUAACCAUCUUCUCAACUGGAUCGAAGAGAUUACCUUCGUCCCUGGCUCCUCCCCAUCACUGGUUCUCGUAUAG